ACUGUUUCCCUGUAGAACACUUUUUCCCUGUAGAGCACUGUUUCCCUGUAGAGCACUGUUUGCCCUUUUAGAUUCACUGUUGAGCUUCCCAGCAUUCGACCGGGGACCCCCCGGUUCCAGCCUCACCAUUCCGACGAGGCUGAUUUGGAGGUACGUGGCGGUCGCAGCCCGGCUCGGCAGGUCGCUUGGCAACAGCGCAUGUGUCGAACCUGUCUGGCAGGAUCCUGGUGGGUCCCCGGUUGGGCAAGCGAACAACGCCCAGGGGAGGGCGCUGACCUGCUGCAGGAGCUGGUGGCGCUGGGGGGCGGGGCAGGGGGGGAGAGAGGGGGGGCAUUCAGAGCAUGUGGGGAGGGGAGUGUGGAGGGAGGGGAAGCAGAUGAGGGGAGGAGCAAGGGCGAGGGUGGUGCGGGUGGUGAGCGGGGAGACUCGAGUAGCGGCCGCACAGGCGGUGGGGCGCCACAAAUGCAGGCAGGGGCGGGGGCCGGGCUGGUGGGGAAGGCUAUGGGGAGGGGGGAGGGGAAAGGGGGGCAGGAGGGGGCGGGCAGUGGGCACGGGUUGGAGCGGGUGUGGGUGGUUGUGCUGAGCUCGGGGGGGCACUUCUCAGCGGCCGUGCUGGACGCCGCUGCUGAGGGCGCCGUGCUGGCGCACCGCUCCUUCCACCGGUACGUGGUGCGCGCCAAGGCGGGCGGGCGGCAGGCCACGAGGGACGGCACGGGCAGGGCGCCGCAGUCAGCGGGGGCCAGCCUGAGGCGCUACAACGAGUCGGCGCUUGUCAAGGACAUCCGUGCGUUGCUGCAGCAGUGGCAGCCGUACCUGCAUCGAGCGCAAUUCAUAUUCGUGCAUGCGCCAUCAGCCAACCGCGCCGCCCUCUUCGGCACGGCAGCAGAGGCCCACGCCUCCCAGGGAGCGGCAGGGGCGCCCGUGCUGCUGAGCGCCCGGGACCCGCGUGUGCGACGCGUGCCCUUCCCCGUGCGGCGGCCCACGUUCAAGGAGGCGCUCAGGGUGGCGCGCACUCUGGCGCACGUGCAGGUGGUGGGCGUGCGGCGGGCGGGCGGAGAGGGUCACCAUGCCACGACGGCGGCAGGGGCAGUGGGCGGAGAGGAGGGGGCAGAGGGCAGAGAGGCACAGCAGGAGAGGAGUAUUGUGGAGGGACGGGCGGAAUCAAGUGGGGGGGAGGGGGGCAACGGAGAAGUGGAGGCGAGGGGAGAGGGCAGUGGAGGGGAAAUUGAGGAGGAGGGGGGAAGUGGGGGAGGGCGAGGGUCGGGUAAAACUGAACUACAUGUGGCCGCUGCUGCAGGCAACCACGCCGAGGUCACGCGUCUGCUGCAGGAGGGCUGUGACCCCACGGCUCGGGACGGCAGGGGGCGCGUGCCGUACGUGGUGGCAGCGAACCGCGCCACUCGGGACGCGUUCCGGCGGUUCAUGGCGGGGCGCGAGGCGCAGUGGGACUGGCACGCCGCCCAGGUUCCCAGCGCACUCACCGAGGAGCUGCAGGCCAGCCAGGCCGCCCGCCAGGCGGAGAAGGAUGCGAAAAAGAAGGCAAAGGAGAAGGAGAGGAGACAGAGGAAGAAGCAGGAGGAGAGGGAGCGCAAGCAGCAAGCCCUCCUCCAGUCCGCACAUGCUGCCCCGUCCCCUUCGCCCGCGUCGCCAGCAGACCAGCUGCACGCCAUGACCGAGCUGCGGGCGAGGGAGAGGGAGGUGAGGGCAGCGGCGGCGGAGAGGAGGCUGCAGCAGCUGUGCCUCUCGAGCGCGCCUGGCGCCACCGUGGAGGCCGCCGCUCCCUCUGCCACACAUGCUGGUGGCAGUGGGUGUGAUGGCUGUGGUGUGUCGCUGGCAGGGAAGACCCCUUUCUUUCGGCUGACCUACAAGUACUGCAGCACAGCAUGUGUGCGCGCACACAAGACAGUCCUUGACAGCCUGUAGCUUUUCCUGUGCUCGCCUGCGGGCGACAAAGCAGUUCCGGAAGUCGCCUGCACGGCUGGCUACACAUUCGUCGCGAAUUGUGUUGAGGACACUUGUCAAUACACUAGACAAUGUGCU
Messenger RNA from Closterium sp. NIES-67, 2040 nucleotides. The record is from the annotation of a GenBank genome assembly. NCBI's taxonomy places the organism in Eukaryota, Viridiplantae, Streptophyta, Zygnematophyceae, Desmidiales, Closteriaceae.